Didymodactylos carnosus is the source of this 795-nucleotide messenger RNA. The record is from the annotation of a GenBank genome assembly. NCBI's taxonomy places the organism in Eukaryota, Metazoa, Rotifera, Eurotatoria, Philodinida, Philodinidae.
AUGGGAAAUUGUUCUAACACUUGGCCACUCAGUACUUGUGUAUCAUCUAGAACUAGUCAACAAACGAAUUCAGAUACUGAAACAAACAAAGAUAAACAACAAAAAAUAUUAAAAGCAAUGAGUCGAGAUAUUAUACCUGCAUCUGGCAAACAUACAGCAAGUUUGAUAUUUUUACAUGGAUUGGGUGAUGUAGGUACAUCGUGGCUUCAAUCAUUUAAAAUGUAUCGUAUUCCAGAAAAAACACAACAUAUUAAAUAUAUUUUUCCAACGGCAGCAGUGAGAAAAGUGACCUUAAAUUUUGGCAUGGAAAUGACAUCAUGGUUUGAUGUCAGAGGUUUAAACAAAGAUGCGGUUGAAGAUACAGAGGGAAUAGAAGCAUCAACAAAAUUAUUGCUUGAAUUGGUGAAUAAAGAAAUUGAGAGUGGUAUUCCACCAGAACGAAUCAUUGUGGGCGGAUUUUCUAUGGGUGGUGCCGUAGCAUUACAUGCAGCUCUGACUGCUCCAUGGACGUUAGGUGGUUGUAUUGCAUUGAGUACUUGGCUUCCGUUAUCAAAGACGUUCCCAGAUGCCCUUAAAGCUAUUGAUCAAAAAGGGAAUUUGCCCAUAAUACAAUGUCAUGGUAGACAAGAUUCACUUGUGCAAAUAGCAUGGGCUAGAUUAACCUCCCAAGCAUUAGAAAGUUUUGGUUUUAAAAAUUAUCAAUUUCAUGAAUAUAACAUGGAACAUAGUAGUUGUGAUAAAGAAAUAAGUGAUGUAUCGGAAUUUAUUCAACGCGUACUACCGAACAACAAAUGA